AUGACAGAUGCUACCUUUUCACUACCAGAAACUUCGGCUGAGAAGACAGCCUGUAUGACCGGGAUACCCUGCAAAUUCCUGGGGGGGAUUGUUCAUGAAGUUUUGCAGUUUCUCAAAUGGGAUACCAAGAGCUAUCGUGAUUGUCAGCCUACAUUGAUGUUCUUGAUCUUAUUAAAGACGUUGGCCCGAGUCCCUUUUAUCGGUGAGGAUGGUGAAAUUCAGUGCUGCUCUGUUACCCAUUCAAUACAAAUGGAGCUUUUUCAACGCAUGCAAGAAUUCGAGGUCGACAAAAUUCUCCAACUAGAGAAGGGCAAAGGAUAUCCAGUCAGAUCCAAACACAUUGACGUCAAACAUCACUUUAUACACGAAAAAGUGGAAGAAGGUGUCAUUGACACCAAACGAGUGGCCACAAAGGAUAACUUGGCCGAUAUAUUCACCAAAGCCUUAGCUGGACCAACACACAAUGAGCAGGUGGAUCGCCUUAACAUGUUGUCAGGGGGAGCAGCAAGAAAGACGGUACAGACUACAUUGAGAAAGAGACAGGAAGGUAGAGUGAGGAUGAAUCACGCUAUGGGAUUCUUUUGA
This is a messenger RNA of Histoplasma mississippiense, 585 nucleotides long. RefSeq lists its product with no specific name. The transcript has 4 exons. The coding region runs from base 1 to 585 and encodes 194 amino acids. The record is from RefSeq and is a predicted model, not a curated record. Lineage: Eukaryota; Fungi; Ascomycota; Eurotiomycetes; Onygenales; Ajellomycetaceae.